Molecule: messenger RNA, 2007 nt
Organism: Sphaeroforma arctica JP610
Lineage: Eukaryota; Ichthyosporea; Ichthyophonida
Exons: 3
Coding region: 352-1941 (529 amino acids)
Source: RefSeq, a predicted model, not a curated record
CUGAAGAGGAAUCAAGUUGCACGCUGGCACACGCAGUUGUGAGGCGUGUGGCUGGAUGUACGUGACACGUGCAGGCAUUUAUACUUGACUGUUUGAGAAGGUUUAUGUACACCGCUGUUUAUCACGUCGACAGAAGGUGCUGGAAAAGAAUGGAAGGGAAGGGAGUGUGAAUGAGAGGGGUUAUGCUACCUGGAGUACUGGGUUGAAUUCGCGACGAUUCUUCCAACAUGACACGCAAAUAAAUAUAAUUCAUUAGGAAGAGACGGGAAUAUAAAAGCAUGUACUUAUUUAACUAAGAGGUCAGAUACAAUUGGACCACAGAAGAACGGUACCGAUUGAACGAACAUCGGUAUGGUGGCGGGUGCUAAUAAGGGGUGCAUUCCAGACAGUAAACAAUCAACAGCAGUAGAUCCCUUCAGUUGCACUGUUGAAACGGAGGCCAUCUGUGGUGGUGCGUUUGGUGUGUCAUUUCCUGAUACACAGACAACCACAGCUGCUAGCAGUGGCUAUACUGACAAUACGAAGAAACCGAGUGUGAGUGAACACAACACACUGCCAAUACACACUGCAGCGCAAGACAACACAGAUGUAGAUGUGCACCCAUUAUACACCAGUGUAUGUGAACACACAGCACACCCCAAUGCGCACGAGUCUGCGGACAAUAACCCAAUGACCGGUCGUGUUGCUAGUAAUAGUGCGAUCACGUGGCCGUCACUAAGGGCAGCCCAAGCACGUGGGCAGGAAGAAGCACGUGCCAACGACCCAUCACACGAAAACACCCCAACACGCGCCAAUGGAGACACUCAAGGGAGUGCACGCGGGCGUGAGCAGACAGUAGUCAGCAGAUGGGUGGACGAUGCAACACACAGCACAGCCACUGUGAGUGAGAAGGCGAUACGAGAAGCUACAGCACAAGGCCGGGCAACCACACCGCAGCACGCAGUGAGAGAAGGCACGGGAUCAUCCGGCUGUGUGGGCGCUAGUGGUGUGAGGGGUGGACAGGCGGCGGAUAUGGGCCACGCAGCCAACUGGCACGGAGGAGGGAGUGUCAACGCACAAAGCCACACAGCAGCAUGGGACAGCAGGUUACCAACUGAUGGGGUGCAGGGCACGGCGCAGAGGGUGGUUCAGGCAGAGGAGGAGGGGUGGUCCUUUUUUUUGGGUGAAGGUGCGUCCAUGGCGGGCAGUGGUGUGUGCGACGAGGGCUGUCUUAAAUCGGAUGGUGACGGAAUAAGCCCUCAGUGGGUAGAGCAGCAGCUAUCACAGACGGAGGAGGGGGUGCUUAAAUCGGAUGGUGACGGAAUAAGCCCUCCGUGGGUGGAGCAGCAGAUACCACAGAUGCACAUGGCCACACACAGGUGGUCGAUCGAGACACCGGAGGAGAUUGCUCAACGAGAGGCGUAUCUAAAGCAUUUGGAGACGAAGCUGCGCAUAAUGAGAGAAAAGGCCGCGCACACAACACCGGCUGCCCUGGCCGCUGAGAGAGAGACGCACAAACAUAUCAUCAGUCGCAGCGACCCUGUAGCAGAACUGAUAGCACGGGAUCAAGAGGAACUGUGGGCGUCCACAUCUGCCGAAUACGACUCGGACUAUGCGCACGAUUUGGGUUCUGACUUACAAGGCCCAUGGGGUAUCAGUACAAGGCACAGCAAUGGAGAACAAGUCGCAAAGCAUACAUCAAGUGUAACACCCACGCAUGCACAGGGGGCAGCAGAGGAAGCACGUGGGCAUGCGCAGAGUAUAGCUGGAGACGAAAGCACAGACACACAAGACGCCGAAAGAGAUCGUGUCAGUGAUGGCAGCGACUCGGAUGAAGCGCACGAACGCAUAGAUACGGUACACAAACACAGGGGCACUACCAACGGCAAUGUAGGGUUAUUGUGUGCGGAAGAGAUUGCUCCUCUUUUGGCAGACCCACCACCACCUGAAGAUCCGUUUUAGCACACAGAGACAUUAAAAGUAGGAAUGAGUAUCGCAUAUCACUUUGACUACCUUUGCAGGUUUAGG